GAGGGUGAAAAAUUGCAGCCUUUUUUUUGUGCGCGUCUCGAAGAUCCAACCUUUUGUCUUCACCUCGUUUUUUUUUUUUUCCACAAUGUCGCCUGCUCCCAUUUCGCCUGUCGAGAAAGUGGCCAACGUCAUUCAACCUACGGCCCAUGCAUCUUUACAAGAUAAAGUUGAGGCCAUGCGAGCAUUGUCUGUAUAUCUUGGAGAUCAUGUGUCGCAAGAUCAGGCCAACCAAGUUCUAUCUGUAGUGUCACUGCCCGGACUUUACGCCAACUUGGACAUUGACGACGAUGAACUGACAAAAGCCGUGUGUGAUGUUAUUAAUAAAGUACUGCAACCCUUCCCGUAUGAAGCAAUUAUUGGCCAAGACAACAAAACCUUUUUGAUUCAAGGCUUGGCCCAUUUUUCUCCUUCGAUCCGAUAUCUGUGUUUGCAACAAGUCGAAAAAUCUCUUGCAUCCGACAAUUCCGUUUCAUCUAUGAUCCAUUCAGACAUCUUUCCGCUGGUAUUAACGACAUUGGCCUUCCAAGAUACACGCACGGCCACCAAGGCCGUAGAUAUCAUUGCUCGGGUUGCUCUCACUGAACCAGGUCGCGUAGCCUUCUUUAGCGUUCAAACUGUCGCUAUGCUGCGACGGUUUCUGCAUGUGAGCGGAGUCGUUAGUUUUCGAGUUUAUGAACUCAUUGUCCGGGUGGCCGCUUCGUCGGAUAUCGCAUUCCAAGAAUGCGAACUGUCAGGUCUGUUAAGCCAUGUCGUAUCAGAAGUGAAAUCCGAAGACUUGCUGCUGAAAAUGAACGCCGUGGAUAUGCUCAGCGAAAUUGCCGCAACUCGGUCAGGGCUGACAUUUUUACAAAAAGCUGAUCUACUCAAUGAUCUGGCGCUGGUCCUUGACGAAGAAAAUGAGACCGAUGUGGCCGUCGUCCUCACCAAAUGUGCCGUGCUGAAAUUCUUUGGAAAACUGGGCGAACAACCCGACGUCUCAUUUGAGCCCAUUGCCAGCCAAUAUCAUCUGCUCAACCGCCUACAGCGCUGCUUGGAUAGCCAACAUAAAGAAGUGGCUAUUGCAGCUAUUGCAUCCAUUGGGCUAAUUGGUUCUCACGUCAAUGGAUUACGGUUAAUUUAUACGAACCCGCUGAUGAACACCGUCUUGGAAGGAUGUCACUCUUCUACUGGGGAUGUAAAAACGGUCUACUUGCAAACACUAUCAAAGAUGCUCGCCGUCACCGAUGACAGCAGUAACAACAGCCCUUCGGUAGCGCAAAUGACACUUGAUAUGUUUAAACGAAUGAGUGGCAGCAACACACCGUCUCUAUCUCUCUUGAUUUCCACCGCCAAACAACCGGUAGAAGAAACGAAAAUCGCCGCUUUUGCAGUGUUGCAAAGUGUUGCUUCACACACAUGGGGUCGACAGGAAAUGGCCCAAUCUCGCGAAUUUUUAGGAUAUAUUUUGGAUCGUGCCACAGAGCACAGCCGUCAGGGACAGACCUGGAAAUAUGGUAUCGUCAAGACAUUGGCAGAAGCGCCCGAUAGUGCAACAACCUUUGGAGAACAUUAUUCGAUGUUUGUGCAAUAUGUGAGACAAGGUCCCUCCUUCCAAACAAACGAGCCUAUGGCUGCCCUAGAAAGUGCAUAAUCCUUUCAAAUUAUAAAAAAAAAAAGCAUUUGACUACACUGCAGAAUGAAGCUGAUGACCCAGACGAGGUGGAUAUCGUGGCAUUUAAAGAUUCUCAAGGAGUUGGGUUCUGACGAUUUUACAAAGGUGAAAAAAGACCAAC
Molecule: messenger RNA, 1772 nt
Organism: Radiomyces spectabilis
Lineage: Eukaryota; Fungi; Mucoromycota; Mucoromycetes; Mucorales; Radiomycetaceae
Product: 26S proteasome non-ATPase regulatory subunit 5
Exons: 13
Coding region: 86-1630 (514 amino acids)
Biological process (GO): proteasome assembly
Cellular component (GO): cytosol
Source: RefSeq, a predicted model, not a curated record